Messenger RNA from Colletotrichum graminicola M1.001, 189 nucleotides. RefSeq lists its product as uncharacterized. The coding region runs from base 1 to 189 and encodes 62 amino acids. NCBI's taxonomy places the organism in Eukaryota, Fungi, Ascomycota, Sordariomycetes, Glomerellales, Glomerellaceae. The record is from RefSeq and is a predicted model, not a curated record. The transcript has 2 exons.
AUGAGCAUCAAUUUGCUUAAGGACCUCAGAAAUAUCGAUACAUAUGAAGAAGACGAUGACUGGACAUUUGGACAGAUCAUUUCUGUUGCCCUUUUUUCAUCUUCGCUGCUCCCUAUAUUCGAGUUGGCUUUCAAGACUUUCUUUGACGCUAAGCAUCCCUCGUUACAAAAAUAUUACUUCACCAACUAG